AUGGCGAUGACGAUGACUGGCCGUGUGCUUCUGGUGUGUGCCCUCUGCGUGCUGUGGUGCGGUGUAUUUGGAAUUGCGGCCGAUGAUGCUGGCGGUGGUGAUGGCAGUGCGGGUGAGAAUUUGAUCGCUUUGUGGCUUACCCGGCUGCGGAUGGAAUGCGCGGAGGAGGUCAUCAGGAGGAAAGGAAGCAGUGCGAAUGCAUCCGCCGUUGAGGAAUGCAUGCGUCGGGGGAUGGACGGUGUGCGUGCCGUUUUGGAUGGCCGUCGUCGUUGGAGACGUCAGCAGUUUGCCGUGGCUGCUGCUGAUGUUGCUCGGGAUGUUAGCGAUCCUGAAUCUUCCUCACAGGGACAGUCAGGGAGUGACGAUGGUUUGAAGGACAAAGUACCACUUGAACCAGCGUUGGAACCACCACCAGAAAAAUUGGAUAAAGCACCAGGGAACGGAGAUGCGUUACAGACGCCCGCGGAGAUUCCUGGGCUUCCCGAAACCAGAUCUGAAAAAAUGUUAAAUGAAAAAAAUGAAAAAGAAGUAAAAGACGACCGAGACCCAGUGAAACGGAUUGGUGAAGGUGUCAGUAUCGAUAUUGACGAGGAAGUUGAUGGAGCCGCUGAAAUAUCAGAUGAAAAUCCAAAACACGAAGACGAAGAAGCAACGAAUACAAGAGAGAGAAACGGGGGAGAAGGAAGCUUGAACAACGAAGAUGAAAUCAGUGGAAAUCAUCAUGUCAGUGAUGAUAUUUCCACUGGACUACAUGUAGCUCUUCCAUCUGUUUCGCACGUUAACGGUAAAGGCACUCAAAGUGUUGAAGGGACAAAUGGCACCGUUGGAGAAAAAGGACUUGCUGGCCAAACGAUAGUCCAACAAGCAGAGGGAUCUCCAGCGCCAGAGGAACCAACCGUGGAAUUCAUUCAGAAAGAAGAUACAUCUAAAGAGGCAAAAGAAAAAGGGCAUCAAGUGGGUAGAGGAAAAGAACAAACAACAAUCGAAGAAAAAUCAACAGAAGGAGCAGCAGCGGGAAACACUGCGGAGGACAGUCACGUAACUGAGGCUCAAACACCAGAACAGUCUGAAACAAGCAACACAAAUGGAAACGUUGAAAAAGCAGAAGAGAAAAAAAGAGAUGAAUCCACCAAAAACGAAGAGAAAUCAACGAAAGAGAAAGAACGAGAAAAGAACGCAGUGAAGUCAAAAAAUGAGGAAAAAGAAGAAACCAAAGAAGAACGCGUAGCCGAUGAAAAAGAAACGACAACAGUCGAAAAAAAAAUGGCAGCAGUCCAAAGCCUUACAAAAAUUAAUACGACGACACCUGGCGACAGUGACAGCAGCACCGCGGCCUCCCACACCACCUCCCCUCUUUUGCUUCUUCUUCUUGUUGUUGUUGCGUGUGCGGCUGCUGCUGCGGUGGUGGCCGCGUGA
Trypanosoma cruzi is the source of this 1416-nucleotide messenger RNA. RefSeq names its product mucin-associated surface protein (MASP), putative. The transcript has a single exon. The record is from RefSeq and is a predicted model, not a curated record. The coding region runs from base 1 to 1416 and encodes 471 amino acids. Lineage: Eukaryota; Euglenozoa; Kinetoplastea; Trypanosomatida; Trypanosomatidae.